Messenger RNA from Peniophora sp. CBMAI 1063, 4461 nucleotides. Lineage: Eukaryota; Fungi; Basidiomycota; Agaricomycetes; Russulales; Peniophoraceae. The record is from the annotation of a GenBank genome assembly.
AUGAGCAAAUCCUCAACAGCAUCAAACUCGAAACUUCCUCCGCAGCUCCCGCAAAAGUCGGCUUGGGCCCGCGGUCCUCCACCCACAACCACAUCGCGCUCGCAAUCUCCCGCGCCUUCCACGCCCACCACGCCCAACGCCCCCGGUCCCGCUGUACAUGGCACACACUCUCGCCGUCCCAGCACUCUUGGCCAGGGAGCAUCCGUAAAGGAGGGCGUCUCCAUACCCCGCAAUGCACCUGCCGCCGCUAAAGCAGGCGGUUCAGGCGUCACAUUCGGCUCGAUAGAUAACGCUGGCGCGCCUAUCUCCUCUUCCCCGGCAACGGCGCCGGCCGUGAAGAGUGGCGACGUUACCAAAUUUGGCAGUGUGUCUGUCAACGGCGAGGCGGCAAAGUCGGUCAUCACAAGCCGGUCCCAAGCGCCGUCGGCAUCUUCUUCAACUGCCGCCUCCACGGCAUCAACGCCCGCGACCACAGCGCCGACCUCCACGCCCUCGCCGGCGCCAAAGUUGAAUAAAAGGGACAUUUCGAAGCUCUUCCAGGGCCCGUCCGUCACCGCUGCGGCACAUACAUCGACGCCGUCGCCCGCAGAAUCGACUGCAUCUCCCGCCAGCCGCCAGUCGGGUCUGCCGCACGUGAAUGCGCCGCCAUUCGUGCCGCCGCCUUUCACACCUGGAGGCGGCCUUCGCACGGGUUCGAAUGGGACACCCCCUGGCGGACCUCCUCGUUCGCCGUCUUAUUCGCGGCCGCCUAUGGCCAAUGGUCAAAAUGGGAAUGUUCCCGGCAGACCGCCUAGCGGGCCAAAUCCCGCCAUCCCUCAGGCGAUGCCGAGCCCGCGUAUGGGCCAACAUCCGCCGCCUGGGCCACCGCAGGGUAUGCCGCAGAUGGCUCCUUGGGGCCCUUACUAUGCGUAUUCGUACGGAAUGCCGCCGCCUCAGCCCGGUACGGAGGGAAUGUACCCGUAUCCUCAACCUCCCACAUGGGGCAUGCCACCACAGGGCAUGCCGCCGCAUCACCAGCCUCAACCUGGCGCACCACCACAGGGCAUGCCCAUGUCCCCGCACAAACCUCCCUCUGCGUUGCAGACACCCAGCACGCCGACGCUCGCGCAUGCUUCGCCGGUGUCGCAACAUCCGCCGCCGCCACAGCCCAAUGUGACUUCGCCGCCGCCGACACCCAGCACAUCGAACAGCUCGAGGUUGAACGGCACUGCAAGCGCUUUCGUUCCCAAGAAGACGAUCUCGCUCAAGAGUGCCGACGGCAAACCCGUCGAUCUUGAUAAUCUGCGGCGGAAUGUCGGCCCAUCGCCCGUUAGCGCUGGCCCGCAGAGUCCGAGCGUGGGCAAGAUCGAGCACACACGGACGCCGAGUCGGCCGGUGGUGAGGAUGGAGACGCCCGAGCAGAAGAAGGCUCGUGAGGCGGCUGAGGAGGAGAAGGCGAAGAAGGAGCGCGAGGCUAAGGAGAAGGAGGAGCGGGCGAAGAAGGAGGCUGCUGAGAAGAGGGAGCGCGAGGAGAGGGAGAAGAAGGAGGCCGAGGAGAAGGCCAAGAGGGAGGCUGAGGAGAAGGUCAAGAAGGAGAAGGAGGAAGCCGAGAGGAAGGCGAAGGAGGAGGCCGAGGCGGCUGAGCGUGCGAAGAAGGAGGAAGAGGAGAGGAAGCGCAAGGAGGAGGAGGAAGCCGCUGCAAAGGCUAAGGCCGAGGAAGAGGCCAAGGCGAAGGAGGCCGCCGAGAAGAAGGCCGCUGAGGAGGCUUCCGCCGCAAAGGCAAAGGCUGACGAAGAGGCCAAGGCCAAGGCCGCCGCUGAACCCGCCGAGACGGAGGAAGGUGAGAUCGUCGAGGACAAGGAGAAGAAGGCCGACGACAAAUCCGGCGCUCUCCGUAUCGAGACUGCCCUUCCGUCCCCCGAGGCUCGUCGCCGCCCUGGCCCGCUCAACCUCAAGGAUGUCGGCAAGAACAUCCCCCAACCUCUUCCCUCUGCGCUGGCCACCGCUCGCAUCAUUGACGACAUCAGCUCGAUAGCCUACCCCGAGGGUAUCCAAAGCCCAAAGCUCGAGCUCAACGUCAAUGCCUCCAAGGGCAAGUUCAAGUACGACCGCGACUUCUUGCUCCAGUUUAUGGCUGUCUGCAAGGACAAGCCGGACAACCUUCCACCCCUCGACGCCAUUGGCCUCGAGCCCUCUGACCAGGCGUUCAGCAUGGCCCGUGGUGGAUCCGGUCGUCGUGCAUCGGGUAUGCAGACUCCCUCAUCGCGCUCGAACCCCAUCGGCCUUGGCUUCGGUCCUAUCGGCAAGGCCGGUAUGGGCAACUUCGCCAUGCCCGCUGGUGCUGCUAGCAAGCUCUCCAGCGAGGAACGCUUCGCAAUGGCGAGCCGUUCGGCUUCGACAAGCGGGGCCGGUAUGCCUCGCGCUGGUGCACCGCCACUCUCCCGUACCUCAAGCCAGGGUGGACCCGGCGGCGAUCGCCGUAGGACUCGCAGCUCGCGCGGACAUGCUCGCGACAACAACAGGCAGAGCACUAUCCAGCAGCCGCCCUCGAACAUGCAGCCACCGCUUGAACCCGUCGCACCGCUCGAGCAGACUGCCAACCGCUGGACGCCGAUGAGCACGAAGCGCAACGCACAGGUUGACAUGGACUCGCCCGAGGUCGUGGAUCGUAAGGUCAAGGCCUUGCUCAACAAACUCACGAUGGAGCGCUUUGACUCGAUCUCCGACCAGAUCAUUGAGUGGGCGAACAAGUCCGAGAAGGAGAAGGACGGCCGCACGCUUAUCCAGGUCAUUCGUCUCGUGUUCGAGAAGGCGACGGACGAGGCGACGUUCAGUGAGAUGUACGCACGCCUGUGCAGGAAGAUGAUGGAGCAGAUCUCGACGAAGGUCCAGGAUGAUGGUAUCUUGAACAACGAGGGCAAGCCGUUCGCCGGUGGACAGCUAUUCAGGAAGUACCUCCUCAACCGCUGUCAAGAGGACUUCGAGCGUGGUUGGGCGGCGAAGGACGCUGCUGCAGCUGCUGCCGCCGCCAAGGCUAGCGAGGAUGCUGCUGUCAAGGAAGCCGUGGACAAGGCCAAGGAAGGCGGCAAGGUUGGCGAGGACGGCGAGUUCGAGCUCUACUCCGACGAGUACUACGCCGCCGCCAAGGCCAAGCGUCGCGGUCUCGGUCUCAUCCGCUUCAUCGGCGAGCUGUUCAAGCUGCAGAUGCUUACGGAGCGUAUCAUGCACGAGUGUAUCAAGAAGCUGCUCGGCAACGUCGAGAACCCCGAGGAGGAGGAGAUCGAGAGCUUGUGCAAGCUGCUUGCGACGGUCGGAAGUAUUAUCGAUACGCCCAAGGCUCGCGCGCAUAUGGAUGUGUACUUUUCACGGAUGAAGGAGCUUGCGAAGAGCAAGAACGUCAACUCGCGUAUGACGUUCAUGUUGCAGGAUGUCAUCGAGCUGCGCGAGAACAAGUGGCAGCCCCGCAACAAGGUUGCGGCACCCACGACUCUCUCGCAGAUUCACGAUCAGGCUGCGAAGGAGAAGGCCGCUCAGGACAGCCAUGCGGCGAUGGCGCGCAACAACCCCAUGACCCGUGGUGGCUCGCGCCGCGGCGACAACCGCAACGACGGUCCUGUCAUCGGCCCCGACGGGUGGGCGAUUGCUGGUUCAGGCUCAGGCGCACCCCGCGCACCGCCCAAGGCCGGCGACCUCUCGAAGUUCGGCCAGAUCAACAAGCAGCAGCCGAUGACCUUCGGUCCCAGCGGCGUGUUCGCCAAGGGCAAGAAGGACGGUGCGGGCUCUGUUCGCGAGGGAAGCAUGUCGCGUACGGCGAGCGUCUCGAGGAACAUGUUCGAUAUGCUCUCUGGCGCGGAUGCUCCCGAGGCGCCCGUUGCCACCAAGUCCAGCAGGCCGCCGAGCCGCAAGCCGAGCGUUGAUCUCAGCCAGGCCGGCGCAUCCGAGACGCCGAUGCAGCGCCGCAAGCUCAACUUAUUACCGCGUAGCAAGCCGCUCGAGGAGGCGCCCAAGCCGGAGGAGGAAGGAACCGAGGAUGGUGAGGAGGCAGAGGAGGAGGCCGGGCCGAGUAUGUCCGAAGAGGAGGCGAAGCGCAAGAUUGGCGAGGACGUUAAGGAGUUGUUCCUCCUGCGGUCGCUUGACGAGGCCGAGAGCUACUUCACGAGCUUGCCCGCCGAACAUCGUGCUCUGCUCGUGGAUACGAUCUGCAUGAAGGGCAUCGACAGCAAGGCUGCGGAUGUACAGCUCAUCACCGACCUAUUGACGCGCGCAAACGAGAAGUCGCUUGCGAGCCUCGACGCUUUCGAGAAGGGUCUCGAGCAACUCGCCGAGCUCGUCGACGACAUAGCCAUCGAUGUACCGAAGGCAUUCGACAUCUUCGCCGACUGGUUGCGGGCCUCUGGUCUCGCAGCGGAUGAGGAGCGCAAGACGCGCAUCGCGGAGAAGUUGCCGGAGGGCAAGGACAAGCUCCUUGGCUUGCUCGCAUAG